This is a messenger RNA of Salpingoeca rosetta, 1143 nucleotides long. RefSeq lists its product as uncharacterized. Gene Ontology annotation, cellular component: chloroplast. Bases 1 to 1143 code for a protein of 380 amino acids. The transcript has 2 exons. Lineage: Eukaryota; Choanoflagellata; Craspedida; Salpingoecidae. The record is from RefSeq and is a predicted model, not a curated record.
AUGGGCGUGUUGUUGCGGCUGUUGGGUGCUGGUGUUGUUGGUGGCGGGGUGGCGGUGGUGUAUGCGGGGGUCAAGGCGCAGGAGGAACGCGAGCGGCUCAACGAGCAUGAGGCGCGGAUAGACGCGUUCCUGGCACGCCACCCGCGGGCAAGCCACCAGCGCUUCGCCGUGGACUGGUCUGCGCCGAGAAUGCCGGACUACAACCUGCAAGCAGGCGGGUUCAGCCACCUGUACUUUGACCUCACGGUGGACCAGUUUACGUUGCCAGCGGAAGAGGGCUCUGCUGCAGGCACGCGCCUGCAACAGCCAGUCCUGUUUAUUGCGCCGCCAAGCUUCGUUUCCUCACGUACCAUCUUCUUCCCCAUGGCCGAGGCGUCCUUUUCAAACUUUGGCGUCACGGAGGUUCCGUCCUAUGGCCUCAACAAGCAAACCCUCCGACCCACACACUACAACACACAGCUCAUCGAUAGCGGCCUCACCACCAUGCCGCCGUCGACAAAGGGGGUGGCGGUGGUGGCCACCGGGCACGCCGCCAUCACUGCGCUACGCACCGCCCAACAAAACCCUGAGCUGUUCUCGUGCCUCGUCCUCCUCAAUCCAACCUUCCGAGGACCACUACCAACCGUCAAAUUCGACUUGGAGAGCAAAGGCAAGACGCGGGAGAGCAUGCUGCUGGACUACGCAAGCUCGGCCAUCUGGAAGCUGUACCAGCUCCCGUACGUGGGAGAUGCCAUCCACAACAUGUUCACCUCGCGGGAGCACAUCAAGAAGCAGCUUCACUCGCACGUGUUUGAGAACCCGGAGGCCAUCACGGACGACGUCAUCACACGGAACCAAGCAUUCGCAAAGGAAGGCCCCAUCCUGGGCAAGUGUGCCUUCCUGGUGGGCAAGGCCGAUCCUGUCGCCAGCCGCGACGAGCUUGCAGCGCUGCUUCGCGGUGGAUGCCGCGUGCCCACCCUUGUAGUCAUGGGAUAUGGUGCGCCAGAGACCUCUCGCGCAGACCUGCAGCCGCUCCACGAAGCUGUGGCGGCAGGCGACAGCAAGCUGCGUGUUGUUGAAACCCGAGGGGCCCUGCGCUCGUACGAGGAGUUUCCGCUUGAUAUCGGCUCCAUUGUCAAGUCGUUUAUUCAAGACUGCAACUGA